Molecule: messenger RNA, 4101 nt
Organism: Corylus avellana
Lineage: Eukaryota; Viridiplantae; Streptophyta; Magnoliopsida; Fagales; Betulaceae
Product: ARM repeat superfamily protein
Source: RefSeq, a predicted model, not a curated record
AGCGAACAAAAAAGCCUAACCCGAAACACCCGAAAUGAGUCGGUUGCGUUGGAAUCAAACCCGCCCAAAUCUCCGACACACCUUAAACCCCCAAAGCCGAAUCCCAUAAACCCUUUUCCUUCUUCCCAAAACCCUUCACAGCCAAUUCCAAUGAAAAAGCCAAGUAAAACCCUAAGCACCAUGCUGGGACAAGAACAGAACCAAGAGCCACAACAAGACCAACAAGAAGAGCCGUUAAAAGAUGGCUCCGACAUUUGCCAACAGCUCAUGGACCGCUACGCCAAGUCCUCGGCCCCGCAGCACCGCCACCUCGUCGCCACUGCAGCGGCAAUGCGCUCGAUCCUCACCUCCGAAUCCCUCCCCCUGACUCCGUCCGCCUACUUCGCCGCAGCCAUCGACUCCGCGUCAUUUAGCGAUUCUCAGACCCUGGACCCCACCGCUGUCGCCGCGCUGUUGUCGUUUUUGUCGAUUGUGGUACCGCUGUUGCCGCCGCAGGGGAUUGCGGCGCCAAAGGCAAGCGAGGCGGUGGGUGUCCUCGUGGGAUUGGUUGGGAAGGAGAGGGAGGGGCUUGCUGUGGCGAGCGUGAGAGCUGCGGUGAAGUGUUUAGGGGUUUUGUUAGGGUUUUGCGAUUUGGAGGAUUGGGAUUCUGUCAAAUUAGGGUUUGAAACGUUGCUGAAUUUCUCAGUUGAUCGGCGUCCCAAGGUUAGGAGAUGUGCUCAAGAUUAUCUUGAGAAGGUUUUUACUUCUUUUAAGUGCUCAGCUGUUACAAAGUCGGCGAGCAAGUUGGUACUGUUUUUGCUUAAAAGUCAUAUGCCUUUCGCAGCAAAAUUAAGUGGUUUGAGAGCUGUAGAUGGGUCAAAAGAUGAUAAAUUGAUGAAACCUGAACAUUUAGAGGUCCUUUAUAUGUUGGAUGUAGUGAAGAUUAGCUUCCCGUGUCUCCCGGAAAAAGUCAGUUCAAAAAUAAUGUCUGAAAUACAGAAGCUUAUGAGCUCACAGUUCUCAGUGCUUACAAGGCACGUUCAUAAAAUUAUUGAGGCAUUUUUUGAAACAUCAAGAGUUGAAGUUGUUGUUCCGGAGAUGGAGAAGAUUGUAGUUUCCCUGGCUUCGUAUGUCUCUUUGGGAGAUAGGAAUCCCUUGGACACUGUUAUCUCUGCGGCAACCUUCUUAAAACGUGCUCUGGGUGUACUUCAUGACAGAGAAUCAAGCUCGUGGAUUAGUAAUCUUCCUCUAGUUUGUGGUUCUGUAGCAGGUCUUCUAACUUCUGAGGCUAGCACUGCAUCACAGGCUUCAAGUAUAUUGAAAGAGUUGCUCAGCCGUCAUGUGGAUCAUAAAUUUCUCAAAGAUAAACCAUUUGACGAUGAACUUCAGGAGAGCAUGGAAGCAAGCGCAGUUAAAUCAAUAUGUGCUGUCUUUGAGAAUACCCUCAGUGCUCUUAAUGGAAUUCCAAAUGAGCAUAUUUUAGGGGUCAUUUCUGUCUUGUUCCUCAAACUUGAGAAGAUGUCAUAUGUCUUUAUGAAGGAUCUAGUGCUUAAACUUGCCAACUUGAUUCUAGCUAAUGGGACCACAUCCAACACCGACCAUCUUCGGGACUGUAUUGGAUCCGCUGUAAUUGCUAUGGGACCAGAGAGGAUACUUACUCUUUUACCUAUCUCCCUUCAUGAUGAUUUCACUUGUAUGAACAUUUGGUUGAUACCUAUUUUAAAAGAUUAUGUUGUUGGAGCAUCACUACGGUACUAUAUGGAGCAUAUUGUGCCUCUUGCAAAAUCCUUUAAGCGGGCUAGUCAUAAAGUUAAAAAGUUGGCUAUCAAUCAAGAUCUGCAGGCUUAUGCGCAUGACCUGUGGGGACUGCUGCCUGCUUUCUGUCACCAUCCGACUGAUACUUACCAAAAUCUUGGACCUUUGACUGAAACAUUAGUUCGUUUUCUAAAGAAGGACUCCUUUAUGCAUGAAAGUAUUGCUGUUGCCUUACAGGUUCUCGUGUCUCAGAACAAAAAUGUUCUUAGCACAAGAACAGAUGCUGGUGAAUCAAAUUCAUAUGCAGUAAAAAAUUCUGUGUUAGACUUUGGAAAUGUACCCACUUAUUCAAAGAAGACAGCAACCAAAAACAUCAAGGCUUUGACAUCAUGUUCGACAGAGUUGCUUAUGGCGCUAACGGACUUAUUUGUUGAUUCACUGCCUGAGAAGCGCUCGUAUCUAAAGGAUGCCAUUGGGAGCUUGGCUUCUAUUACCGAUUCUUCUAUUACGAAAAAGAUUCUCUUGUCAUUAUUAGAGAGGUUUCAGUUUGUAGAUGGUGAGGGUGACUUUGAAAAGAUGUGGAGUCAUAACCAAGCGUUGAUUGAUAAAGAACAACGCAGUUUAAAUAGUACAGAGAAAGAUGUUCAGAGGCGUGUGAUACUGGCGCUAGCGUCAUCUUUUGUUGAAGGAGCAAAGGAGGAUCUUAUUGAUCUAAUUUAUAAAUUUAUUGCACACACUUUUCAGGUAACUAAUGAGACUGUUCAUCGUGAAGCAUACAACACCUUGAGCAGAAUUCUAGAGGAACAUGCCUUGUUUUCUUCUUCACGAUUUGUUGAGCUUAGUGCUCUGUUACUUGAUCUCAAGUCUCCUGUUGAUAUUGCAUCUCUUAAAAGUCGUUUUGCAUGUUUCCACAUUCUAAUGGUUCACGCGUUGAAGAUGAGCUUGGAGGAAGAGAAUACAAAGGCUUUUCUUUUUCUGAAUGAGAUUAUACUCACAUUAAAGGAGGGCAAUGAAGAAGCUAGAAAAGCUGCUUAUGAUGUGCUCCUUGAGAUAAGUUCCAGUUUGAGAGACUCACCAGGGGUAUCUGAUCCACCAUAUCAUAAACUGAUUACCAUGAUAAUGGGCUAUUUUUCUGGCUCGUCUCCUCAAAUAAAGAGUGGAGCAGUAUCCGCCUUGUCAGUGUUGGUAUAUAAAGAUGCAGAUAUCUGUCUUUCAAUGCCUGAUCUUGUGCCCUCUCUUUUAUCUUUGCUGCAUACCAAAGCUGUGGAAGUUAUAAAAGCUGUUUUGGGCUUUGUGAAAGUAUUAGUGUCCUGCUUACAAGCCAGAGAUCUGCGGAGUCUUCUUUCCGAUAUUGUCAAUGAAGUACUCCGAUGGUCAUCUGUCUCCAGACAUCAUUUUAGAUUAAAAGUCUCUGUCAUAAUGGAGAUACUGAUACGGAAGUGUGGUUGUGCAGCAGUUGAGUUAGUAACUCCAGAGAAAUAUAAGAGUUUUCUCAAGACUGUCUUCGAGAACCGCCGUAACAAAACAAGUUCCAAAGAAACUGGCACUGGCGAUAUGGAUAUGAUCCACGAUUAUUCAUCUGCCAAGGCUUCUGAUUCCAUGCCUGAGAAGAAACGCAAAAAAUUUGGUUCUCCGUCAGAGGAAAAUGGUUCAGAAGAACAAAGGAAGACAAAGAGGGAGAAGAAAAAUAAUGUGCGCUCCUCUAUUUCAAACGAGUCUCACUCAUCCAAUGCUAAUGGUGGUGCUUUAAGAUCAGCUAACAGAACUAAGCAUUCUAAUAACGAAAAAUCAAUGAAUGGUCGGUCAGAAGGAAGACGAAAUAAGGGCAACAGGAAUUACAACACAGGUCCUAAAAGCGGUGAAAAGAGAAAGUCAAUGGAGCAGACAAAUAUGGGCAAGAAAGAUGAAGUAGCAGUUCAUACACCUUCUAAUGCUUCCAAAUUACGCAAACACAAGAAGGUAGGAAGGAAACAACAGAAAAUUAAUAAAUGAGUAACAAUCAUUAUGCACAAGUCUGAAUAUCAAUCGCUUCUAUAAAGCAUGAUAAGAAUUUGGUACUCACCUUAUACUACUGAAGUGAUAGAUGUUCAUGAAGAGAAGAGGAAGCCAUUAACAUUUUUGCCCGGAAGUCGUUUUCUCACAAACCUGCAGAGAUAAAAAAACUGUGUGUGGUGUGUUGGUUUUAUUAGGUGUGCUUAAUUCUCAAUAACUAUUGGUGCUAUGGUCGGAUAGAAGGCUUUGCUCUGCAUAGAUAUGACUGGGAAGGCAUAACUAUGUAUAUAUAUCUUGUUUAAUGGUCUACAAGAGCACAUGUUUGCUAUUAAUCUACAUGUUAUGUACAAUAUAUGUACCUCCUAUUGCAUAUAA